AUGGUAUACAAUAAUAAUGCAUGCUUCUACAGUGUGGCUCUGGCAAAGCAGGGCACUGGAUUUCAACUGAAGGACCUUAGGGGAAAGAAAUCAUGCCACUCUGCUCUGGGAAAUGCUGAAGGCUGGAAUCUUCCAAUUGGUACUUUGUUAAGUAAAGGUAUAAUCGAUUGGGCAGGUCCUGACAACAAACCUCUUCUCCAAGCUGUGAGUGAGUUCUUCAGUUCGAGCUGUCUCCCUGGUGCUCAAGGAUAUCCAAAUCUGUGCCAGCUUUGCAAAGGGGACUGCUCAGAAACCUCAACCAAUGAAUACUACGGUGAUGAUGGGGCCUUUAAAUGUUUGGCAGAAGGUGCAGGAGAUGUGACUUUUAUGACUCCUAGUCCAAAUCCUACUAUGAUGGCAGAAGCAUCUGUACCAAACGACUAUGAGCUACUAUGCCAAGACAACAAAAGAGCACCCCUCGGCGAGUACAACACUUGCAAUCUUGGACGAGAACCAGCACAUGCCAUUGUCUCCCGCAAAGAUAACCAAUUAGCCCAAACAAUAUACACCAGCCUUAAAAGUGUUAAAGGAUUUAACUUGUUCUCAUCUGCAAUUUAUGGGGGCAAAGACUUGAUGUUCAGUGACACAGCCACAGACAUUCUUCAGGUUCCUGCAGACACAGACUCCUUCCUGUAUCUUGGUGCUGAAUACAUGAGCAAGCUCAACUCCCUCAAAGACCCGCGCCCCGCCCAUCCCACCUCCUCUAUCAGAUGGUGCGCUGUUGGACACCCAGAAACUGCCAAGUGUGACUUGUGGAUGGGCUUCAGUUACGUAGAAGCCACUGGCACCAGUGCAAUUGAAUGCCAGUCUGCUCCAACAGUGGAAGAAUGUUUCAAGAAAAUUAUGCGUCAAGAAGCUGAUGCAAUAGCAGUAGAUGGUGGGCAGGUUUAUACAGCAGGGAAGUGUGGUUUGGUUCCAGCUAUGGCAGAGCAGUAUGAUGAUGCUAAAUGUAACAGUCCAGCAUCAACAUCCUCUUAUUAUUCUGUGGCUGUGGUUAAGAAAGGAUCAGGAGUAACCUGGGACACCCUUAAAGGGAAAAAGUCUUGUCAUACUGGCAUUGGCCGAACAGCAGGUUGGAAUAUCCCCAUGGGCCAUAUCCACAAACAAACAAAUAGCUGCGACUUCAGCACAUUCUUUGCUAGUGGCUGUGCCCCUGGAGCAGAUCCUAACUCUGCAUUUUGUACAAACUGUAAAGGCAGCGGAAAGGCCGUUGGAGAUGAGGCAAAAUGCAAAGCCAGUUCAGAAGAGAUGUAUUACGGCUAUGCUGGAGCUUUCAGAUGUCUUGCGGAAGAUGCCGGUCACGUGGCUUUCAUUAAACACACAAUUGUUGGGGAAAACACAGAUGGACAUGGUCCUGAUUGGGCAUCGGGUUUGAGGAGUGAAGACUUCGAGCUGAUCUGUCCCGGGAAGAGUGACCCAGUGCCAAUUAGUGAAUAUGCAUCAUGCAACUUGGCUGCAGUGCCUGCACACGCUGUUGUUACAAGACCCGAACUCCGGAGUAAAGUAGUUUCAGUUCUCAUGGAUCAACAGGUUAAUUCUGAUUUUGCCAAGUUUGGGAUAACUGGCAGCAAUGGCCAAUUUAGGAUGUUCGAGUCACAGGGAGGAAAAAACCUUCUCUUUAAAGACUCCACAAGAUGUCUUCAGGAGACACAAUCCAGUUCAUAUGAAGAGUUUUUGGGGCAAGAAUACAUGACUAUCUGGAGAAAUCUUGCACUUUCCAAACCUGUCCAUAAAAUCAUUCUGGAAUCUUUUCCAAAAGAUGUCAAACUCUGUCCAGUGUAAUUUCUGCAAAAGGUCCUUCCAAAACAUCUUCAAUAGAAUAUAACACA
Messenger RNA from Periophthalmus magnuspinnatus, 1868 nucleotides. It is a transcript of the gene tfa, whose product is annotated as transferrin-a. The record is from RefSeq and is a predicted model, not a curated record. Gene Ontology annotation, cellular component: plasma membrane; recycling endosome; extracellular region. Gene Ontology annotation, biological process: iron ion transport; antibacterial humoral response. Bases 1 to 1821 code for a protein of 606 amino acids. The transcript is spliced from 15 exons. Lineage: Eukaryota; Metazoa; Chordata; Actinopteri; Gobiiformes; Gobiidae.